CUCCCUUGCGCAGUAACAACUCGCGUGAACAGACACAGAUUCCCAGAAUUCCGUUUGCGCGUGUGGAACGGAAGCAUUCAUUAGCAAGCAGCGGCGGAGUGAGACAGAUAACAUGGCAGACAAGAAACAGACCGUAGAUUUGGGAUUACUAGAGGAGGAUGACGAGUUUGAAGAAUUCCCAGCUGAAGAUUGGACGGGGUUGGAUGAAGAUGAAGACGCUCAUGUUUGGGAGGACAACUGGGACGAUGACAAUGUGGAGGAUGAUUUCUCUAAUCAGCUACGAGCGGAGCUGGAAAAGCACGGAUACAAGAUGGAGACGUCGUAGUGGCUCACGGAGCCUUCCGCUGGAUAUGGACUCUUAUUGCUGGGUCGUUCACCGCCCCGCUUUUCAAAUGUUAAUUAGUUUCAUCAGCCUUUCUUUUUUGUAACAAACGUUGAUGGGAGUAAAGUGUUUGGCAGAA
Molecule: messenger RNA, 461 nt
Organism: Nothobranchius furzeri (turquoise killifish)
Lineage: Eukaryota; Metazoa; Chordata; Actinopteri; Cyprinodontiformes; Nothobranchiidae
Gene: sem1
Product: SEM1 26S proteasome subunit
Biological process (GO): proteasome assembly; double-strand break repair via homologous recombination; mRNA export from nucleus
Cellular component (GO): proteasome regulatory particle, lid subcomplex; proteasome complex
Source: RefSeq, a predicted model, not a curated record